AUGGGCAAAAAGCGCGUUCUAGUCAGCUACGGCGUCGACAUCGACGCCGUCGCCGGUUGGCUGGGCUCCUAUGGCGGCGAAGACAGCGUCAACGACAUCAGUCGAGGCCUCUUCGCCGGCCACAUCGGCACAAUGCGGUUGCUCAAAAUGUUCGAAAAGUACAACAUCAAAGCAACCUGGUUUAUCCCGGGCCACUCGCUCGAGACCUUCCCGGACGAGUGCGCCAAAAUCCGGGACGCGGGCCACGAGAUCGGGCUGCACGGGUACAGCCACGAGAACCCCACGGACAUGAGCAUCCAGCAGCAGAAGGACAUCCUCGACAAGACGUACCAGCUGCUGACGGACUUCUGCGGCAAGCCGCCGCGGGGCACGGUGGCGCCGUGGUGGGAGACGAGCAAGGAGAUGACGGAGCUGCUGCUCGAGUACGGCAUCGAGUACGACCAUUCCAUGUCGCACCACGACUGCCAGAUGUACUGGCUGCGCACGGGGGAUAGUUGGACCAAGAUUGAUUACACCCAGGAUGCGCAUACGUGGAUGAAGCCGCUGGAGCGGGGAGAGGAGACGGGGCUGGUGGAGAUCCCUGGGAACUGGUACAUUGAUGAUCUGCCGCCUAUGAUGUUUAUCAAGAACUCGGCCAAUAGUCAUGGCUGGGUGAAUCCGAGAGAUAUUGAGGAUAUCUGGAAGGAUCACUUUGACUACUUCUACCGGGAGUACGACGAGUUCGUGUUUCCCAUGACUAUCCAUCCGGAUGUCUCAGGACGGCCACAUGUGCUUCUCAUGCAUGAGCGGAUCAUUGAGCAUAUCAACAAACACGAAGGGGUGGAAUGGGUAACCAUGGAGCAGAUGUGUGACGAUUUCAAGAGCAAGAACAGUCCCCCAGUCGGAGCAAAAAUGCCUAAAAAGAAGUGA
Aspergillus terreus NIH2624 is the source of this 909-nucleotide messenger RNA. RefSeq names its product polysaccharide deacetylase family protein. The transcript is spliced from 4 exons. Lineage: Eukaryota; Fungi; Ascomycota; Eurotiomycetes; Eurotiales; Aspergillaceae. Bases 1 to 909 code for a protein of 302 amino acids. The record is from RefSeq and is a predicted model, not a curated record. Gene Ontology annotation, biological process: carbohydrate metabolic process. Gene Ontology annotation, molecular function: hydrolase activity, acting on carbon-nitrogen (but not peptide) bonds.